GGAAACCUUCUUCCAGGCACACACGAGCUCAUGAUUCUCGUGAUACGUGCUCCACAGCCAGCAGCUCGGGACGUGCACACCUGGAGAAUGACCGCCGAGAAUUUCGACGGGACCCCGGGCGGAGGAGCACUGCGCCGUGCUGGCUGGCCAUGGGGGCCUCGGAUGUUCCGAGACGGCUGAGACUGCUGCUGUUAUGGAAGCUGCAGGACCAAAUGUUUUCGUCCUCACUGAUGCUCUGGCUGGAGGGCAGCCCCCCCCUCCCGGGGUCGAUUGAGAUUGGGGCAAAGUCUUUGGGCGAGCUGGAGAGCUAUGGAGGCGCUCGAUAGGCAGACAGCCCAAAGCAGUGAGUUGCGCACGAAGAAUGAAAGUCAAUGGUGCCUGAGACUUCAUCCACGUUCGGUUCGGUUUCCUGCUCCUGACAGGGCUUCUUUCCUCGCCUGCCUCUGGAGAGAGGGACUGAUCUCGGCCCAGCCCAGCCCGAACCCUUUGCCAGGGUUGAGCAGAUAGACUGCUGCUUCACGGGUGCGUACUCGCAACGGCUUCCUCUCGAAGACCAGUCUCAUUUCAUCAAGUCUGCGAGAUGAAAUGGUCAGCGUCAGCACCCAUCAUCGGCGGAGCAUUUUCCGAAUCUGGACGACGUCCUUCGAAAUGGGGUCCGUCGAGAGAACAGAUCGAUUGAUUUGGAGAAGUGAUCGCGAUUGUUUGCAUUUCAUCAGGCAGGCUUGCAUCGAUGGUGUAGUUGGGCAAACUUUGUGUGUGAUGGGAUGGUGGAUGGAUGGAUGGGCCAUAUUGGGUUGGGUAUGGAUGCGGCCACGGCAAGACCAUUGGGAGCAGCAGAGGAACAAGGGAAGGUACAGUCGAUGGAUUGGAAGGAGCCCAAACGCUCAUACCUUCCGCAGCAUCAAAUUGAUGUCACUCAUAAGCAAACAUAAACACGUCAUCCCAGCAUGUCCAGUUGGUCGAGUUUGGCUGUCAUGUCAAAUAAGAGCGAUGCUGAAGCUGUCCUGUUUGAACACAUUGGGUGGUGGUUUUGAUUUUCUUGUUAGUUUUUAUUUUAUUUUAUUUUUUUAUAAUAAGAAAAACUCCCAUUUCCAGUAC
Molecule: messenger RNA, 1098 nt
Organism: Cryphonectria parasitica EP155
Lineage: Eukaryota; Fungi; Ascomycota; Sordariomycetes; Diaporthales; Cryphonectriaceae
Exons: 2
Coding region: 150-326 (58 amino acids)
Source: RefSeq, a predicted model, not a curated record